GUACCCUCGCUCAAUUAGGAGCUCGCCCCUCACCCACUUUGCGCAGACGCGCGCGCACUAGCGCCCGCACACAGACCCCGCCCCCCUGCGGCUGCCCCGCGGCUCGAAGUUCCCCGCCCGGGUUGCUAAGGUAGGAGGGCUCAGCGCUUGUGCCUGAGCACUUCAAUCCCAACCGGCUCGUGUGUGGACCUAGGCUCGGAGCUGAGAGGAUUCCGGGCUUCUGGGCUCCUUCUGCAAGGCAAGCGACAGGCCGGCGUUACGAGCCCCCAGCGAGCUGCGCCUGGCUCGUUGGACUCUGCCGCGCCGCGGCGUUUUCUGAUCUGGACUACAUUUCCCAGUGGCCUCCGCGAGCGCUGGGCCGGCGGCCCCUUUGUGUCUCCGGAGGCCGAGUCGCUUCUUUCUGGGCCCGCGGGGGCUGGGCUCCAUCCGACUCUGGGGCGGGAGGUGGGCCGGAGUGGAGAUUGCCGGAGCCUUCGCGGCGGGGACGGGAUCUGCCCGCAGUUCAGUUCUGCAGGAGGAAAGCAAAGCUGAAAAAUUCUAGGCUGGUGAUUCUGGAUGCUGCAAGGAAAGCCUGGUUUCUUAUGUUCUCUUCUCCAUCUCAGUCAUCUAAGGACACUGCCAUUUCCCAAGAGAAGAGCCAAGAGGAGGAAAGAAUGGCUGUUGGACUUCUGAAAGCCGUGUAUCAGGAGUUGGUGACCUUCAGAGAUGUGGCUGUAGACUUCUCCCAAGAGGAGUGGGAUUGUCUAAAUUCUUCUCAAAGAUGUCUGUACAGUAAUGUGAUGUUGGAGAACUACAGGAUCUUGGUGUCACUGGGACUUUGCUUUUCUAAGCCAAGUGUGAUAUUAUUGUUGGAACAAGGGAAAGAGCCCUGGAUGGUGAAGAGAGAGCUGGCAAAAGGCUUGUGCUCAGGCUGGGAAUCUAUGUGUGAGACUGAAGAAUUAACCCCAAAGCAGGACAUUUAUGAAGCACAAUCAUCUCAAAAGAUAAUAGAAAAACUUACAAGCUGUGGCCUUGAGUACUCCAGUUUGAGAGAAGAAUGGAAAUGCGAGGGCCAUUUUGAGAGGCAACUGUUGAAUCAGAAAGCAUGUCUCAAGGAAGAGACAAUCACUCAUGAAGAAGCCCUUGUUGAUGAAAGAGGACAAGAAUAUAACAAAUCUUGGGGAAGUUUUCAUCCGAACACACUACUUCAUACACAAGAGAUAAUUCCCAAAGAGGAGAAAGUACAUAAAUAUGACACACAUAAGAAAAGCUUUAAAAAAAAUUUCAUGGCCGUUAAGCCCAAGAGUAUGUAUACAGAGAAGAAACUUUUGAAAUGUAAUGACUGUGAAAAAGUCUUCAGCCAGAGCUCAUCCCUUACUCUUCAUCAAAGAAUUCAUACUGGGGAGAAACCCUAUAAAUGUGUAGAAUGUGGGAAAGCUUUCAGCCAGAGAUCAAAUCUUGUUCAGCAUCAGAGGAUUCAUACUGGAGAGAAACCUUAUGAAUGUAAGGAAUGUAGGAAAGCCUUCAGUCAGAACGCACACCUAGUUCAGCAUCUGAGAGUUCAUACUGGAGAAAAACCUUAUGAAUGCAAGGUAUGUAGGAAAGCCUUCAGCCAGUUUGCCUACCUUGCUCAACAUCAGAGAGUUCAUACUGGAGAGAAACCCUAUGAAUGUAUUGAAUGCGGGAAAGCAUUUAGCAAUAGAUCAUCCAUUGCUCAACACCAGAGAGUUCAUACUGGUGAGAAACCUUAUGAAUGUAAUGUCUGUGGGAAAGCAUUUAGCCUUCGUGCAUACCUUACUGUACAUCAGAGAAUACAUACUGGAGAGAGACCAUAUGAGUGUAAGGAAUGUGGGAAGGCCUUCAGCCAGAAUUCACACCUUGCUCAACAUCAAAGAAUUCAUACUGGAGAAAAACCUUAUAAAUGUCAGGAAUGUAGGAAAGCAUUCAGCCAGAUUGCCUACCUUGCUCAACAUCAAAGAGUUCAUACUGGAGAGAAACCCUAUGAAUGUAUUAAAUGUGGGAAGGCUUUUAGCAAUGACUCAUCCCUUACUCAACAUCAGAGAGUUCAUACUGGAGAGAAACCUUAUGAAUGUAAUGUUUGUGGGAAGGCUUUUAGUUACUGUGGAUCCCUUGCCCAACAUCAGAGAAUUCAUACUGGAGAGAGGCCCUAUGAAUGUAAGGAAUGCAAGAAAACCUUCAGGCAGCAUGCACACCUUGCUCAUCAUCAGCGAAUCCAUCUUGGGGAGUCCCUGUCACCACCCAAUCCAGUCAAUCACCAAGUCCUAUAGACCCUAUCUCAUCAAUAUUUCCAGAAUUUAUACUCUUUUCUCCAUCUCUAAUGUUGUCACCCUGGUCUAAAA
Molecule: messenger RNA, 2339 nt
Organism: Diceros bicornis minor
Lineage: Eukaryota; Metazoa; Chordata; Mammalia; Perissodactyla; Rhinocerotidae
Product: zinc finger protein 570
Exons: 5
Coding region: 582-2267 (561 amino acids)
Biological process (GO): regulation of transcription by RNA polymerase II
Cellular component (GO): transcription regulator complex; PcG protein complex
Molecular function (GO): RNA polymerase II cis-regulatory region sequence-specific DNA binding; DNA-binding transcription factor activity, RNA polymerase II-specific
Source: RefSeq, a predicted model, not a curated record